AUGAAAAAGCAACCCAAAAGGAAACAGUCCAGCUCACAAGCAGAUUUGUCCACCAACAGCAAGGAGAAGAAAGGCAAAGCUGCAGCUGCUACUGUUUGCAAAGGGGACUUGUCAGAUGAUGACCUGGAGUUGGUGGAGAAUGCUUUGGAGUUACCUAUUGGUGUUUCCAAGGCAGGAAAUAAAACCAAAAAGAAACCAGCAGCUGCAAAAGCUGUUGCCAAGAAGAAACCAGAGAAGAAGAAAAGCAAACAAAGUGAAGCUGGUGAGAAAGGAAAGAAGGAUUCAAAGAAGGGUAGCCCAACCAAGAAGGGCAACAAAGACAAGGGAGGUUACACAGAUGUACAGAUUUCACCUGGCCAAGAAAAGGAGCUCUUUCCAGAAGGUCCUUCUGAACAAACUGUUUUGGUGACACCCACUGAAAGGGCUUGCUCUCCAACUUGUGGUGGCACCACUCAUGGCUCACCAACCAGCCCCACUUCAGAAGCUCCAACAGCAGUGGGUGAACUGGCAGAGGGAACUUGGCAAAUGGCAAAAAGGGUCAGAGAAUUAGCUGCAGCUGAAACUGGGCAAGGUAGGCCAGCACCAGGUUGGAGACUGCUCCCUGCCAUGGACCUCAGCAGCUCCACUGAGGAAGAAAAAGCAGCCAGUUUGCAACACAUUGGCAGCUGCCAUGGAAAAGGACCUGGGAAAAGUAAACAAGACUGGUUUGAGAUGGAGCAAUACAUGUCCAUGAUGGAGGAAGAAGGAGGUUUCAUGCCCAGUGAAGGCUCCAGCUCCACUGAGAGGCCAGCAGCCCACAAAGCGGCUGCUACAGAAACAACAGUUUUGGCAAUUGCAGAUACAGAAGUGAUGGAGAACAAUGAGGAUGACAAACAAGAAGAGGACAAUGGUAUACAGGAGGAACAUGGGGAGGAAGAAAAUGAAACAAAAGCAGGAGAAGAGGAAGAGAAGGAGAAUGAGGAUGGAACAACAAAGCCAAAGACAGCCAAAACAAACAAACAGAAUAAGUUAUACACCAAGCCCAAGGCAAAGGCUAGUGGGAAAACACCCAAGAAAAAUAUGAAAAGGCCAGCAAGCAAAGGCCAAGAUGAUGAUGAUGAAAAGAAGAAAGAAACUUUGGCUGCCAAAUGUGAAAAGUGGCAGCACCUUGGACAGCAAGGAAAAAGAAGGUUUGCAGAGGAUGAGGAAGAGGAAGGAGAAGAUGAUGAUCAAGACAACACAGAAGAGAAGAGGCACAGAGGCAAAGCAAGGAAAUUUAAGAAGAUUGCAGAUUCAGGUGCCAUCCCAGACCAUAUCAUGCAGAUAUUUGAGAAAGAAGCUUCGAAGCACCCCAAACCAAGGAAGUUCAAGUCUGACCUUAUUAACAAAUUAUUCAAAGAAGAUGGCAAUGGUGGCUACACUAUGUGUGCAGAUGACCCUUGGUUCCAGCAACAGAAGGAAAUGCUUCAUAAGAAGUAUGGCAGAGAUGAGCACCAGGGAACACCAAGAGAUGUCUUUGCCUACCAGGUUUUCCAUGGUAAUUUUGACGCUUUGGAUGCAGCCAUUCAGAGAGGCUCAGUUCAACAGUGGGACCAAGAUGGGGUGGAAUUCUGUGGGUACAGAAAAACAAAAGCAGGAGUUGCAAAUGAAAAGCAGGAAGCUACCAAGUUUGGUGGAAAACAAGUGCAGCUCAAAGGCAGCCAGUACCAGGCACUCAACAAGGCAUUCAAAAGUAUGUCUUGGAAUUUCUCCGACCCUCAGCAGAACACAUUGCCACUUGGAAAUGGUGGUGCCAAUUCUUCUGGAUCAGGGAAGAGCAAGCCUAUUGAAAAUGCAGGUUUGACCAAAGAAAUGAUGGAGACAUUGGCAGAAGCAAAGAAUGCACAUGAGAAGCUGCAUUCUACAGCAAUGAAGUUGCUCCACAAGUGUUCCUGCCUGGAUGACAAGAAAGAAUUCAAGGCAACAGUCAUUGCUUUGAAAGAUUGGUCUUUGAAGAAUGACAGCAUUCUCACUUGGCAGGAGCUCCCAGAUGAACAAGCUCUGACACCUACAAAUUUUGGAGUCUUUAUGACUGAGCAGGCAGUAGCAACCAAGAAAUUGAACGAAGAAGUGGAAAAAUUCAAGGAGGUGCAAGACUUGGCCAUGAAAUGCAAACAUGAUUUUCAAAAUGCUGGUGCUGCUCCCCCACACGACAUUGUUUUCCUUUCUUCCAUGGGAACUUCAGGUGCUCAUAAGCAAAACAUGCACAAGGCUUUGCUGGGCUUUGCAAACAAAGGACUGUCAGCUGUGGCAGUCUCCUAUGAUUUCAUGCAUUCAAAAUAUUUGGGAACAGACAUGGUGCUUCAAUGCCGGCUGAUGCCCUUCGUGGGAUCCGCGGAUCUCAGGGGAAACAGCAGCCAUUACUGGGCCUUCUUACAGUUCAUGUCGAUUGGUCGAGUUCAACGAGGAGGCAUCGUGGAACUCCGGCCUCAGGUCCUUUGCAAAGUCUACCUGCGCACGUGGUUUCCUGUGGAUUUUCUGAUCAUUUCCAUUGAUAUUGCAGUGAUACUGAUGGAAGCAUUUGUCGAUCGUUCUGUUGGCGGUGCUUUGCGCUCCAUGCGCUUCUUGCGGUCCUUACGUGCCCUACGCUUGAUCCGUCUUCUACGUGUGGCAAAGCUCCAACGUGAGUUGUCGUUGUUGGCAAAUCGCUUUCUCUCAACCUAUGUCUUCAUGGUCAUGAGAAUCGUGGCCGCCCUGAUGGUCAUGCUGUCCAUCAACCAUAUCAUCGCUUGCUGUUGGUUUUCAGUGGGUGCCAGGGGGGCACAGAACAGUUGGAUCGAGAAUUUCAACUUGCAAGAGGCAGGAAUCUUUGAAUCCUACAUCAUUUCGCUUCAUUGGAGCUUGACCCAGUUCACUCCUUCCACCAACAACAUAGCGCCGGCCAAUGAAGUGGAAAGGCUGUUUGCAGUCUUCGUGAUUCUGUUUGCCAUGGGUUGCUUCAGCAGCUUUGUUGGCUCCAUCACCGCCACGGUGAAUGCCUUGAGGAGUAUCCAAGCCACAAAGAUCAAACAGAACAACCAGGUGCUCUCCUUCUUUGCAGAACGGAGCGUCUCGCUGGAUCUCUACCGAAAAGUCCAGUACGUGAUCCGCACGGAGAAGCUGACGGACGACCCGGUGAUGGAGCGCGAUGUGGCGCUGUUGAAGCUGCUGCCCCAACGCUUCAGGAAGCAACUGCACGAAGAGAUGUACCUGGGAAUCCUGAUGAACCUCAAGUUCUGGCCAAGUGGUGUUAAAACACGCGAGGGCAUUUUCUUGACGGAGGUGUGCCACCUGGCCAUGGAAGAGGAAGUGGUGCGGAAGUUUCAGGAUGUCUUCUUGCCAGGCACCGAGUGUCAGCACGCAUACCUCAUUGAACAAGGAUCAUCCAUGUGCUAUACUUGCGGCCCCUUGCAGGAUCUGACAGUCUCUGAUGACGAUUCCUUGUGUCUCAUCUCUCUCUGGGCUGAGUGGCAACACCACGGGCGACUCGCAUCCAAACUUGGCACCAGCCGCUAUGUCACUUUGGACAGUGAGAAGUUCGCCGAUCUCGCAUUGCGUUGGGCGGGACCCUUCUACCGCUACUUGCAGAUCUUUGGCGUCUUGCUCACUGGAGCUGUGGAGAAUCGUUCCCAGGAGGUUGGAGAUGAUCUCACGGUAACGGAUAUGGCCUUGAACAAGGAGGAAGUGCUGGCACUGUCGUUGAGGGCUCAAAGCUUUGAUAACAUCCUGAGGAAGCACCACACUUAUCAUCACUCAGAAGUUGCAGAAACGUCAGCGGGCUUCAGUGGAACCUUUGUGCGGCUGCGCUCAAGCAUCGCAAAGGCAGCGCCAAGGGGUAUUCGAUAA
This is a messenger RNA of Cladocopium goreaui, 3843 nucleotides long. The record is from the annotation of a GenBank genome assembly. NCBI's taxonomy places the organism in Eukaryota, Dinophyceae, Suessiales, Symbiodiniaceae.